GGGCAUGGCAUGGAGAUGGGCGGAGCCUCCGCCUCGUCCUGCCAGCAGCAUCAGCUGAGCGCUGCGCAAACGGUGGCUGCUCUUGAUGCGAUUGCUGCCGAUGCUGCCAAUGCUGCCGAUGCCGCUACUGCUACUGCUGCUGUUGCGUCGGAAUGCACUGGGGAAGGUAGCACUGGACGAGCCCAUGUGUUAGCCAUCGUCAGCAUCAUCAUCAACAUCAUCACCACCACCACCAUCAUCAACAACAUCAACGUCGUCGAUGGAGUUGCAGCUGAUGAUGCUGCUCCAGCUGAUGCUGCUGCUGCUGAUGCUGCUGCUGUGUGCUGCGACCGGGAGCGCGGAGUACUCGGCGGACCAGUGCAGCUGGAGGGGAAGCGGCCUGACGCACGAGCCUGGUUCGCGGUCCGUGGAGCAGCUCUACCUGCGCUGCUCGGAGGGCUCCAUCGAGUGGCUCUACCCGAGCGGCGCGCUGCGCCUCGUCCUCAAGCCCAACGUGCCGCCUGCCUUCCCGGGGGCGGCCGCCGCCGUCGCCUGCAUCAAGCCCUCCGAGGGCUUCCACGGCGCCAGCGUGUACGCCGACCGGGACGGCGCGCUGCAGCUCGUGAUGAGCGAGCGGGACGCGCGCGCCGACAGGACGUACUGCCUGCGCGCGGCGCCCGGCCGUCCGCUGGCCAUCUUCGUGCAGGCCACGCCGCAGACGGACAUCAGCAGGAAGGUGGCGGCGUUUCGCUACGAGCUGAGGGUGGGCGUCGGCGACGGUGGUGGUGAUGGUGGUGGUGGCGGCGGUGGGGCCUCCGACCUGCAGAGCUUCAUCAGAUCCAGAGUGGCAUGCAGACCUUGCAAUGACACGGAGCUGCUGAUGGCUGUCUGCACGAGCGACUUGGUGGUGAAGGGCUUCAUCAAGUCGGUGACUCACGACCGGGCGCACGGCGAGUCGCGGGUCGAGGUCAGCGCGCUGCACGUACUCCGCCAGAAGGACCAGGUGUUCUCGCCAGUGCGCGGCGGCGGCGGCGGUGGCGGCGGCGACGGUGGAACGGGGCGCACGGGCCGGGCCAUGGGGACGCUGCGGACGCCGCUUCGGUGCGGAGUGCGGCCCGGCGACGGCGCCUUUCUCUUCACGGGCAGCCUGCACUUCGGCGAGGCGUGGCUGGGCUGCGCGCCGCGCUACCGGGACUUCCGGCGCGUUUACCGCGCGGCGCACGCGGCCCGCCGCCACAUGUGCGAGGUGGACGUCGACUGAAGAGCAGGCGUGGGUGCACGGCACGACGCGGAAACAUCGCGGCCGCCCACACCUCCCACUGUGCCGGUGGAGGUGGUGGCGGCGGCGGCGGCGGCGGCGGCUCGAUGGCUCCUGAUGCUGGCUGCAGGUGGAGAGAAACUCUGCACUGGGUUUUCCAGAUGCAGGUGAAGUAUACUGCUGCUGCUCUAUGCGGGUGAUGGAUGUCAUGGAAUGCGGUGGCGGCAUGCGAUGAUAAUGGACUCUCAGCAGAGGAGGGUCUCUUGGAGAGACAUUACGUGGCCUUGAGAUUAGCCGUCCGGAAGAGGGGGCUUUGAUGUACCAAUACUCAGACAGUACGGUUGCUCAGUUUAAACUCCUGAGUGCGAUGACUGAAACCUGAUAAAAAUAGCAGGGUUAAGGAAUCAUAGAUCCACAGCAGUUAAAAUGACACUGGGCCAGGUCUUGACCAUAGCCAGUUGCCUUAACUGUUAAUGAGUAAAUCAAUGUUGAAAUAUUGAAAGUGUAUAUUUCUUAACAGAGCUGCUUCCGAAGUCAGACAUGAUGAUUCUUAUUGGGUUGUCUUUGCCCACAUGAGUGAAAAGUAAAAUUCAGUUGAUGCUUACCCAUGGUUUCGUUGGUCGAGCUGAGAGUUGUUAUUGGGAAAUAUUUUUUUUGUUUGUUCCAAACAAAAAGGACGUUGUUUUAUUCGUGUAAAUAUAUUUUCAACAAAGCAGAAGAAAACACAAAGAGGUCCUUGUCAGUGAUUCGUUUCGAUAAUUGAUCAUUAAUCAUGAAGCUGUGAGAUUGGUUUUCGCUCUGUUCAAAGGAGAAGCAUUGGAACAGCUGGGCCAUUAAAAUCACUUGGAGGGCCUUAUAUAAUUAAUCACCAUGAUUUGGCGAUUGAUGCGAUUUCUAUUGCUAGACGUAAGGCAGUAACAAAUUGUGCUGAAUUGUAAACGAUGCUUUUAACGUCCCAACCAAGGAGCUGCGUUCUGGGCGGUACAUGCCCCUGCGUCGACUGACCGCGCUAAUAGUUGUAAUUAUUCUUGUUUUUGGUCACUUUCUAAAGGUGUCACAUGAAAACGUUUGCACUAGCCCUUGGGGAAAAAUACGUUAAACUUUGAGCCACGGCAGCCUCACGCACAUACUGAUAGCUUUUUUUACAGACACGGUGUGCUUCAUCGGUCAACCAAGCCCAUCGUCACUUUCGGGCAAAUAAAACGAGUACCACUUUGUUACAAAGCAAUUGUGGUUGUCCUACGCAUAUUCCGGCCACUGCCAUGUGCAUAUGGAAUUGGCUUAGUGCUGCCAUUGGACGUUGAGGAAGGCAGAGGCACUGGCUUUUGAAUUCUGAAACCCAUGGAUGUGUGUACCUCCCUCCCCGCAGUGGCUUUGAUUCCUGUAGAUGCCCACUCCUGUCUCUAAGGCACACCAACACAAGCUGUUGCUGCAGAAACGAUCUGGCCAUGUCGAUAAUUCUGUUGGUUAUAGGUCAUGGGUUGGUGGGUCACAUAGACUUUAACUUGCGCAUGAGACUCCGAACUUCUUGCAGGUUUGCAAAGUGGUCUGGCGAUAGCAGUACAGCAAAGAGGUUUGAAACCUAUAUUAAUGGAUUUUUAAACGUGCAUUUCCCCUUCCACCUAUAAUACGCUCAUUAAGGAUUCGACGUUAAGUGAAACGGUGUCUGGAUAGAAUUCAACUCCCAACAUAGAAAUGCCACUCUCAGGCUCCUAGCCAUUGUGGGGCAUUAUCGCAGGAGCGACUGGUCUCAGGCAUGCCAGGUGUUGGGUUUUAAGCCCCAAGUGAUUGUGCUCAAUAUAUCUUGGAUCAGGAGAGAUAUAUGUACAAACCUCUCCUCCACUGUACAACCACUGUACAAUGAAGCUUGUACCAAGGCCGUGCCUAGUCAACCCAACGCAGUCGAAGAGGCUCCAGGCUGUUUUUCCACUGCAAAAGACGAGCCGUGCUGCAGACGUCACAUAGCAAGGAACGAGUCACGAUGCAUGCAGAUGACGCGCGCAGUGGUCGUGUCCCCACAGUGUACUGACUGACAACAUCCGCAAUGAACUCUUUAACUUUCACUUUGGGACUUGAAAACUGAGCAAGCCUUGGUAAUCAACAAAACAUUUGGAGGUUUUUUUUCUUUCCCCACGCUUUAUUUAUACAUUGACUCUGAAGUUUUGGUCGAAUAUUUUUUUGUUCUCAUUCCAAUGACAGUCACCACCUUAUUGCAUUGAGGUUUGCUGUGUACAUGUGAAUGAAUGAAUGCAAAUGCGUGUGUGUGCUAAAUCCAGCCGCAAUCAGACAGACGUUUGACACACGCAUAAGUUUUGUUGUUCUUAAUUCAUCAAACGAGUACGUAAUGGUCUAAUGGAAUAUUUUUGUAAGUUAUUUCGUUUCCCCCCAUCAAUUAAUGUGUCAUUUAAUCAGGGUUGACCGUGUGCAGGAUUAUAUGGAGAUCUAAAUAUGAAUGAGAACCGUGAAAUAAUUUUAACUCUAAUCAAAACACCCUGCAUUGAGCUUGUCAGCAUUUUUGUAUUAUUAUGGAAUGCACUAGAACAGUUCUAACACUGCCUUUGGUUAGAUAUGGAUAGCCUGUAAUUAAUGCAACGUUUUAAAUGCUUUUUUUGUUUCUUCUGAUGCACACUAUUGCUUGUCGAGUCACACAAUAGAAGGCCACAGGUCUGCAUGGUAUACGGGGUUAUUCAGUAAGGGUGCAAGAGUUGUUGUUUUUAGCAUUUACUGUACGUUGUGGAAUAACAAAAACAAAGUUUAUUUCAAAAGAAAAUAUGGCAACGCUUUGGUGGCCUUAUUUUGUUGGCGGACAAACAUAUACGCCUCUGUCAAGUUUGGUGGACAACCACCAAGUUGGCACAUGCAGUUUCGGCAAUUUAUUCCCACCGCAUAUUGGCAAAAAACUACCUUUCCUCCAACAAAUUGCAGUAAUCAAGCCCUGGGUUCAACCCACGUGGUUCAGUUGUUGCAUGAGAUUCAUGUUUUACAAAAAAAAUACGUGAUGGCAAGUAACGUGUUACAAUUACCAUGCUGUUGUAACUGGAAAAACCAAAGGGAAGGUACACGGAAAUCUUGUAUUAUUACACCACUUUCAGUAUGUACACAGAUUACUAUUACAUAGCCUGUACUGGAUGAUUGCUUUUUGUAGUUAUAUAAAAUCUAUUUAAGUUCUGAAAUUAAUUUCAAAAACAAUUACAUGAUGGUCGGAAUGACCACGUGAGCAGCUGCCUAGGAUCAUGAGGCGAGUGCAGCAGGCAACGCAGAAAGUUCACAAUUACAAAGGAGAUAAAUGUAAAAGUAUCAUUGUAUCACGUAAAAUUUCGUUUAAAAAAAAGUUAAAUAUAACAUUUCGGUACAUUAAUUCUAAAACCUUGGGUAAUGAGCAGUCAGUGGCUGAAUAACUUCACUCACAACACUGAUCUCAUCUCGGUUCACCUAUUCUCACUGCGUCUGUGCAGGGGAAAAAGAAAAUAGUUUAUCGUGACAAAUGAUGGGGUCCUUGCUUAAGCAGUUAUUUAUUUUCAUUGGUGGCUGUGUUGGCGAAGGCGAUGUGCGAAAAGUGUGAAAAAUGCGGACGAGUGUAUGUUGAACUUCUUUCGCACCGUACGUAGCCAACCGUGCUAAUGGCAGGUGCGGGGAGGCACAACUUGGCUGCUUAGAUGACUCUAAGACAAUGAUGGGAAUCAGCUCUCGGGGUUGUUUUUUUUUUGCUGACUAAAGCUGUGUAUCACAUGUGCUGAAUUUAUUGUACAUAUGCUACUUUGUAAAAAAAAAAACACCCAAAGCAAACUUGUUAAAAGUGUCAUAUUGACACGUUAAAGAAAGUGUACAUUUCUAUAAUUUGUAUAGAUAAAUAUACGUGUUGUCUUGUGAAUUGUUGUAAAUGUUGGAAACAAAUCUGUAUGUAUUGUCCUUUUGAUUUUUGUUGCUUUUUUCCCUUCAAAAUUAUGCUUUAAAAAUAAUAAAAUAUAUGAAUUCAAUUUA
Messenger RNA from Petromyzon marinus (sea lamprey), 5218 nucleotides. Its product is annotated as meteorin-like protein. Gene Ontology annotation, molecular function: hormone activity. The record is from RefSeq and is a predicted model, not a curated record. Lineage: Eukaryota; Metazoa; Chordata; Hyperoartia; Petromyzontiformes; Petromyzontidae.